AUGUUAAAAAGCAAGAAAUUGGCAUCGGAGGAAAUACAAGUAGAUGAAGUCGAAAUAACGGAAUUUGUGCCUGAUGAAGCGGCGGAUCAUGUAAAUAUUCGACGUGAUCCACUUUUUGAUGACGUAAAGGUUAAGGCAUUUCAUCGCAGACAUCAUCAUCUGUUAAGGCCUCUACAUCGACGACAACAGCAGCAACAACAAAGCGCUAAAAAAGUUUCAUCAGUUGAUAAAAUAUCGGAAAAAGAAAAAAAAAGGAUGAAAACCCAAACGACGCAGCGGAAGGAAAAAUCUCACAUAUGGCAAAAAGUAGUGUCCAUCGAAAUGGCGUGGAACAGUUGA
Loa loa (African eye worm) is the source of this 339-nucleotide messenger RNA. RefSeq lists its product as hypothetical. NCBI's taxonomy places the organism in Eukaryota, Metazoa, Nematoda, Chromadorea, Rhabditida, Onchocercidae. The transcript has 2 exons. The record is from RefSeq and is a predicted model, not a curated record. Bases 1 to 339 code for a protein of 112 amino acids.